AUGGACACGAUAACUCUCUAUACUAUCUUGGAGGUCAUGUUUGCCCUUUUACUGCUCUUUGCGUCUCUUGUCAGCGCCGGCCACCCAGCCUGGGAGGCAGACGCUACAACCAUCGCGCCCGAUUGGAUAACUAUCGCUCCCACUGCCGAGUUUCAAACUUGGCCAAAUACGAUGAUUAGGUUUUGCUUCGAAGACGAAGAAUCGGCCAAGAGGUUGGAAGAGUAUAUACGAGCGGCAAUGCAGCUCUGGUACGCCGCUGGCUUACCAGAAGGGUUCAAAUUCAAAGAGGUUUCGAAGAGUGCGUGCGAUAGAGACCCAGAGAACCAUCUGUUAGUGUCGGGAUCCGACAAUGAUGGUGCAUUUUGGACCAGUAUUGGACACAACUUCGAAGGGGAUGAUGGAAGGCCCGUUAUGGUCUUGAAUUUUCAGGACAACUAUAUGGAAAAGUACAAGCCCGCCAUGAUUGCUCACGAAAUCGGACAUGCUUGGGGUAUGGAACAUCAACAUCAAGACCCCAUGCUGUGGCGAUGGCCUCGUAGAGGCCAGCCAGAUCUCUCAUUGGUUAUAUUCAAUUGCCAGAAUGUGGAAGGCUACAAUGAGCUAGUGAAGGAGUACGAGUCACCCAUGAUGCUCUAUGCUCACGACGGCCCCUGUCGCAGUUCAACGGCUGCGCAUGACAAAGAUUUCCUUGCAGCCGAAAUUCUUCCACUUGAAACAGAGAAUUAUUACACGCCACAUAGGAUGUGGCCUUGGGACUCGGACGUUGAUUGGAAGUCUAUCAUGAUUUACGAAUCCCACUCUUUCGGGGCUAAAGAUGAGCAUGGCUACGCUAAGUCUACGCUACUUCGAAGGAUGGGACGUCAAGUGAUCGAAGAGCCUAUGGUCGUGACGCAAGACGAUGUGGAAGGGUUAAUGACUCUCUACAACCCGAAAUGGGGCUCUUUGCGUGUAGAUUUACACAAUGAGAAUAAUAGUCCGUGGUUCGAGAUAUUCAAGGAGAAGCUCAAGAGCUGCUUAAGGAAGCAUUGA
Molecule: messenger RNA, 1029 nt
Organism: Aspergillus alliaceus
Lineage: Eukaryota; Fungi; Ascomycota; Eurotiomycetes; Eurotiales; Aspergillaceae
Exons: 1
Coding region: 1-1029 (342 amino acids)
Molecular function (GO): metallopeptidase activity
Source: RefSeq, a predicted model, not a curated record